Penaeus monodon (black tiger shrimp) is the source of this 2624-nucleotide messenger RNA. RefSeq lists its product as uncharacterized. NCBI's taxonomy places the organism in Eukaryota, Metazoa, Arthropoda, Malacostraca, Decapoda, Penaeidae. The transcript is spliced from 6 exons. Gene Ontology annotation, biological process: protein peptidyl-prolyl isomerization; protein ubiquitination. The coding region runs from base 303 to 1838 and encodes 511 amino acids. Gene Ontology annotation, molecular function: metal ion binding; ubiquitin protein ligase activity; peptidyl-prolyl cis-trans isomerase activity. The record is from RefSeq and is a predicted model, not a curated record.
AGCGAGAGCGAGCGAGCGAGCAAGAGAGACAGAGCGAGAGCGAGGGAGCGAGAGAGAGAGACAGAGCGAGAGCGAGGGAGAGAAAGAGAGUGCGUGAGCGCAUGGACGUGGCGCUGACUCAGGAAGCCAAGGCACCAGACAGUCUGAUGGAAAACCCGACUUCCUAAGGUUUUUUCCCUGCCUGUCACUGCCCUCGAGAAUUUAAUCCCUACGAGAGUUUUCAAAAGGUUAAAGAAGUUGAAGACUCAUUGAGAUUAAACUUCAGAGCAUAGUUUGAAGUGCUUCAGUUAACCUCAGAGAACAUGGAAUGUAAGGUUUGCUUCUGUGAUUAUGAUCAGGCUGACAGAAGACCAAGAGUACUGCCAUGUGGUCACUUCUUCUGCUCUGUAUGUGUGACAAGCCUCUUGAAGGAGGGUGCCCUCAAGUGCCCCAUCUGCUGUUCCCAGCACAGCAUUCCUGACAUAAUGCAAAUCCCCAUUGCUUAUGAUUUUGAAGAGUUGCUAUCAAGCAUAAACUUAGCUUCACCAGGGAAAAGAGAAGUGCCAGAACCCCAACAGGAUAUUGCAAGAGACCCAACCAAACUGAGAAUAAUGCAGUUGGCAGUCAGUAGUGGUACUUCAGAUUGUACUCAGAUGCAAACUCAACUCCGUACCUACAACACAACCUUGGAUAACUUGAUAAUAGAACAUGAGGAGCAAAUUAAGAAUCUCACAGAGAUGAUCCAGAGUCACAUGAAUGCACAGCAACUCCUGAAGAAGGAAAAGAGCAGGUUGACUGAUCUUCAAGGACAAGGUGAACAACAGUACCUCAUGUUACGGGAAGCAGCUGAAACUCUUCAUACUAGUGACAAAGGAAUGGAUACAGAUAGGGCCAUCAGCAGUGCUGAACAGUGUCAUGCUGUUACAUUAGAGUGGAUCAAACAGUGCAAUGAUACACUUCCAGAUGUGAAUGUCAUCCAGCAGUCAGCUAAGUUGCUGCAUGCUACCAAAAGGACCAUACAGUUAAUGAACCAAGAAACGGAUGCUGGUGUGCAGGAUGUUGCAGCUUCUGUCAACAGAGUAGUCAAUAGAACACAUAAUGCAACUAUCCUUGAGAAGGUCAAUAACAUCAUAGGCAUAACAGGAGAAACUGUAUCAGUAGAAAGCCUACGAGGACUGUCUGUGCCUGUUAGACUGUUGGUUGAAGCUGGCAAGGUUGCAGCUGUCCUGACCAAGCAUGGCAAGACUCGUCAUGGCAGAAUAACUUUACAUGAUGGAGCCAUCUGUCUCCACCACCUUCAAAAUGUGUGUCCCAGCACAACUCAGCAUCCCCAUACACUUCCAUUUUAUGAUGUCAUAGCUUCUACUGAAACAGCCUCCAGUCUGGUAUUCCUUGAUCUGUCUUGGCCUGGUUCACCCCCCUGCCGUGUCUACAUUAGAAUUAUUAGAGAUACUCCGAUGGCAAAACACUUUGUUCUACUCUGUACAGGAGAACUGGGCCCUUCAUAUACCAACAGCCACUUCUUUGGGGUUGUGUGUAAAGGUUUGCCAGGGGAACGCAUUGUAGGGGGGGAUUAUGAAUACAAUGAUGGCAGUGGAGGAGCUGCUGUUAUACCAGGCCUGACUGGAAGUGGAGAUUAUAACAAACAUUGUUCUGUAGGAGCUGUAGGUGGCUGGGUUUCUGAUGAUUCUCGGGCUGCACAGUUCACAGUCACCACAAAAAAGUCCCUGUUUCCUUACAUUGAUCCGCGUGUGUUUGGAAAGGUGGUAAAAGGGCUGGAGGUAGCUAAGGCAGCAGCAAAGUGUAGGAGUAUUAAAACUGUUAUGGUGGUAGACUGUGGUAUUGUGAUUCCAUGUUGAAUAACCUUUACCAGUGACAUAAGCACACUUCACUCAAACAAUCUCAUAUUCUCACUCACUGUGAAUGAAUGUUUCAGGGAUUGAUUUUAAGUUUAGAAAGAGAUAAGUAGCUUUUUUAAUAGUAAUAAUGAUGGGAGGUAUUAUUGUUGUAGUAGUAGUAGUAGUAGUAGUAGUAGUAGUAGUAGUAGUAGUAGUAGUAGUAGUAGUAGUAGUAGUAGUUGUUGUAAUUUGUAAUAAUAGUAGUUGUUUUGUUAUUGUUUGAAAUAUGUAUACAGUUUAUAUUACUAAACAUUUUCUGAUGAUCUGUUAAAUAUAUAUAUAUGGGGAAUUUGUAUUUAAAGAAUAUAAUAGAUUUAGCAAUUUUCAAAACUGUUGAUGCAGGCCUUGUACACACAGUGCCUAAAUGUGUAAAUAUAUAAACAUUGUUGGUAACAUGUCUAGAAAAUAUGCUUCUAAAUAGGCUACAAACAUGGUGGUAAACUACAAUAUAAUAACAAGAAUCAGUUCCCAAAUGUGCUACAGGCCAGGAAAUGUCCAAGCCAGUGUCUUGAAAUAUGUUUAUUAGAUCAGAGGUCUAAACAAGAUAUGCCAAACAUGUCCAUAGCAAUGUUUUGAACAGGUUUCAAUGCAAGAUUGUGUAUAAUAUUUGCAUGAAAAUUGAAAAUUGGAAAUAUUAAGUGUCAAGUGGAUUUGAAAGAUUCAACUGCUGUGUCAAAAGAUAGUCACACUGGAGUUGCAGCCUACAAGAAUUCAGAAAAUUAUUUCAUUAAAUAUAUAAUUGAUAUA